Messenger RNA from Folsomia candida, 1650 nucleotides. RefSeq lists its product as uncharacterized. NCBI's taxonomy places the organism in Eukaryota, Metazoa, Arthropoda, Collembola, Entomobryomorpha, Isotomidae. Gene Ontology annotation, cellular component: extracellular matrix. The transcript has 3 exons. The record is from RefSeq and is a predicted model, not a curated record. The coding region runs from base 163 to 1368 and encodes 401 amino acids.
ACAUGUACUUAUGCACAUGUCAACAUAUGUACGACAUAAAUAGAUGGAUUAGAUAAAGUUAUGCAAUACGGGAACUAAAGCUAAAUUUGUAUCAUCAUUUUACAUAUUUCAAUGUGUAAUAUGCAUUGGGUUAAACAGAUUCUUAAGGUAAAAAAGUUAUAAAUGUAUUACUUUUCACUGCGAGGGUCUCAGUGUUUUAUUCAUGUCCACAUCGUCAGCAUACAUAAAGCAUUAUCGACCUUUGGAUUAAACAUGAAGCUGAAAUUAUUGCUCUGCUUGUGGAGUACCAUUGUUACUUUCCUACAAGUUGGUGGCGUGGAUCCAUCAAAUUCAUCCCAACAACCCAUUUUAUCAACAAAAACAAAACCAAAUAUUACAAAAAAAUUAACGGGCGAUCCCAAAAUUUUUUCUAUACGUCGAGCUAAAGUAGAAACACUUAGUAAUGCAAAAGAGGCGAUCAAAGAAGAAGGAAUACUUCGAUCACGGGAAGCCAAUUAUGGGGACAAAAAACCCACACUCGUUAAAAUCACAACAUACACUGCUGAAUCUGAAGAACCUGAACGGCAUAAUGUGGAUGGGCUUAAGAAACCUAUUCGGUUUUCAAAACUGAUUUCUAGUAAAUCCACAAUUGCGGAUAAGAAACCAGUAAGAGUUACAAUUUCCCUUUUUGAGGAAAAUAAUAAGAAUAGGGCACCUUCGGCGUCUCUCAGACUUCAAGAAUUUGUUCCACACCACGUGGAUCUGAAUGUGGAGAAUCAAGUUGACGUCACUCAUAGCACGAUGCAGUUUGAACCCAUGCGUAUGGUUGAAAUUCAGGAGAAAGUUUUGCAUGGACCGGAAGUGCUCCCUCCAACACCGACUGUACAAUACUUUCCGACCAAUCCAAUUCUAAAUUAUCAGUAUUUCACCCAAGCACAGCCACAAUUUCAGAGUUAUUAUCAGCAGCAACAUCAUGCUUCUCUCGUCUUGAACCCCCAGAAUAUUGACGUUCGACCAUCUGUAGCCAAAAGUGACGAAAGCGUAGACGUUGUUACACCAUCGAGUCUGAAACCUCCGUCGCCACUUUCACUCCCCCAAUACAACUUUGCGUAUCGAGUUCAUGACUCGAUAUCUGGGACAAAUCAUGGUCAUACAGAAUUCAGAAAUGGGAAUGUGGUGCAUGGCAGAUACGCUUUAAUGGACCCGGAUGGAUUGCUGAGAACAGUUUCAUACACGAGUGAUCCAGUUUAUGGGUUUAACGCGGUGGUGGACAGACAAUUUCCAAGCCAUACAGCAGACACAAAUACCCAACUAAACAAUGGAGGUAUUUCGUAUGGAUAUCACCACCACGGCCAUGGGAAUCCUGGAUUUUUCGCAUACGCAUUAUGAUGAUGCAUAUUUAGUCGAAUCCGCAAUCAAUUCUGGGAGCUGUUCCUGAUUCACGAGGCGCGGAUUGAAAGAAAUCAAUUUUCAAAUUAUGUUCAAAAACUUUGUUAGGUGCCGAAUGGUGAUCUCGAAACGCUAUUCGGAUCAAGUAGAUGUUUUCUCAACAUCGGAAUUUUCUUCUACUCCCCAAGCCAAGUGUUUAUUUUGUUAUUAAUAUGUUGUUUUACUAUAUCAGUAGGUGUAUCUUAUAAUAAAAUACGUCUACCGUGUGUACAAUGUAGGGAA